UAUUAAUGAUGAAAUGCGAGCCAGUGGUGUGAGGACUUCUCAUGACCUCCCAGACUCAACCCUGCUGUUUGUGAUGAACCACCCUCUGAUGGAGCAAGUUGUGACACCGAUCACUGGGAAGCCCCUGCUGGUCCGGUCUACGGCCCAGUUCUCCAGAAUUGUUGUUGACAAAGUAACCUCUCUGGAUGGAGAGCAGCACAACGUCAUGUUUAUUAGCAACAACUCUGGUUGGCUGCAGAAGGCGGUGUGGUCUGGUGAUGAUGGAGGGCGAAUCAUUGAGGAGUUGCAGCUGUUUAAGAAUCCUCAGCCCAUUCGCUUCCUUCAGCUCUCCUCUAGAAGAGGUCAGCUGUACAGCGCAACUAGAACUGCUGUUGCUCAGCUCAGUGUGAGGGACUGCAGCCGCUACACAUCCUGUGCUGACUGCCUUAUAGCCAGAGAUCCAUACUGUGGCUGGAACCGUCUCAAAGGCCUGUGUGCUGCUGUUGCUGGUGCUUCAAAAUUCUCCAUGAUCCAGAACCUCAUUGAUGGUGGUGUUAGAAUUUGCCCAAGCUCUCAUUGCAAGUAUUCCCCACAUAAAGCUCUUUACACACAUUUACCUUAGCGAGGAGAAAAGUAGGAUAAUUUUAAUGGCUGUUUUGGCUUCUC
Messenger RNA from Xiphophorus hellerii (green swordtail), 645 nucleotides. RefSeq names its product semaphorin-4D-like. The record is from RefSeq and is a predicted model, not a curated record. Gene Ontology annotation, cellular component: plasma membrane. Gene Ontology annotation, molecular function: semaphorin receptor binding; chemorepellent activity. The coding region runs from base 14 to 601 and encodes 195 amino acids. The transcript has 4 exons. NCBI's taxonomy places the organism in Eukaryota, Metazoa, Chordata, Actinopteri, Cyprinodontiformes, Poeciliidae. Gene Ontology annotation, biological process: negative chemotaxis; neural crest cell migration; semaphorin-plexin signaling pathway.